Microdochium trichocladiopsis is the source of this 366-nucleotide messenger RNA. RefSeq lists its product as uncharacterized. The coding region runs from base 1 to 366 and encodes 121 amino acids. The transcript has a single exon. NCBI's taxonomy places the organism in Eukaryota, Fungi, Ascomycota, Sordariomycetes, Xylariales, Microdochiaceae. The record is from RefSeq and is a predicted model, not a curated record.
AUGUCUCUCAGUACAGAGGCAAUCAUCGCCAUUAUCGGUGUCUUCGCCACUGUCGUCCCCACGGCUGCACUAUGUCUCCAGCAUUGCCUUAGAUGGGGGGCCCGCAGGUCCAGGGACAGCCAACCGCUACCGCAGGUGUCAAGCAAUGUCGAGCUCGGAGUCAUUGCGGCAUAUCCAAUGCAUCCUCGACACGAGUACUUGCAUGUGUUUUACGAACAGCCUCCAGCUUUUGCCGCCGUUGGCUGGCGAGCCUGGCCGAGCUGGAGAAAUCCCGAGGUCAUGAACGUCACCAGCGACCAGGGUCUACUUUCUAUGACCAGCCUCCGACUAAACCGUGGCGAGUUUGCGGCACAGUCCAGUUCAUGA